Molecule: messenger RNA, 1650 nt
Organism: Seminavis robusta
Lineage: Eukaryota; Bacillariophyta; Bacillariophyceae; Naviculales; Naviculaceae
Source: the annotation of a GenBank genome assembly
AUGAGAAGGCGACCUGAUGAAUUGUCCUCGGCUGUGUUUUCUGUGCUGCUUCCGAAUGAUAUCCUUACGCUUUGGUUUGGAGGAUAUGGUGGCGGCACUGGACGACUCGAUGACUUUUGGUCCUUUGACUUUGAAAGUCGCAUCUGGGAAGAGGUUCAAGUCGAAAGCGUGGAGAAACCAGGAUGCCGCGAGAAUAAUGGAGUUGUCAUUUCCGAUUCAAGUGACAGCAUCUACCUGUUUGGAGGGUACGAUGGAGGUAACUGGUUGAAUGACCUCUGGAAGUUCGAUAUCGAGAGCAAACGUUGGACUUGUAUUCAGGGCUCGUCGGAUGCGGGGCCCGCCGAUGAAGCGAGCUCAUUGGCUGUAGAAGAAUCAGGUCAUGGACAAGCUGCCCCUAUUCAGGCGAGACAGGUCAGAGGGAAGGUACCUUCUCGACGCUUUGGUUAUGUCUCAGUCGUUCAUGCAGGUCGUCUCAUCUUAUGGGGAGGUUUUGACGGCACACAAUGGUUGAAUUGUAUGCAUGAGUUUUCGUUUGCCACCAAAACCUGGAGAGAAAUUCAGCCCAGCGGACUCAUUCCUUCUGUCCGAUCUUGUCCCGCGUGGGCAAAAGACGACACACAUGUCUACAUCCAUGGCGGCUACGACGGAGUGGAAAGAAAGAGUUGCUUUUUUGCAUGCGACCUGUCAACGUACUGUUGGACGCAAAUGCCAAGCUAUGGGACAUGCCCAAGCGCUCGCUACUUCCAUUCAUGUUGUCUCUAUGACAACAAGUAUUUCGUGUAUGGCGGCUAUUCUGGAAAUGAAAGGCUGGCCGACAUGCAUUGCUAUGAUUUCGUGACGAACCACUGGACUGAAGUUGACUGUACCAACGGUGACGCUCCUAGUGGUCGAUCCUCGCUUGUCUGUCAGGUGCACGAAAGCGUCGUAUACAUUUUUGGAGGCUACAAUGGCACUUCAGUGCUGAACGAUUUUCACAGAUUCCGGUUGAAACCUGUUGGUUUGCCUCCGCCGUCACUUGUCUCAGACUUUCGACGACUCAUCAACAAUGCAGAACUAGCGGAUGUCAGCUUUGUUGUAGAAGGAAAGGUGGUUCAUGCUCACCGCGCUGUACUGGCGUGUCGAUCAGAGUACUUUAGAGUCAUGCUGCUCACUGGGGGUAUGAAGGAGAGUCAGAUGACUGAUGGCACAACCGUGGGGUCAAACAAUGAUGCACGACAAAAUUCUCCUAUCCACCUGCAAGACGUUUCGUACAGCGUUUUCCUUCAGGUCCUUGAGUUCUUAUACACAGAUACGGUAGCCAGAGUGUCACUGGACACGGGAAUACACCUCAUGAUAGCAAGUGAGCACUUCAUGCUUGAUAGGCUGAAGUCGCUCUGUGAAGAUGCCAUUCGACGAGACUUGGACUUGGAUAAUUGCAUUGAUAUUUUGGUUGCCAGCCAUCGCCAUCGGGCUGGAAACCUGAAAGAAAUUGCCCUUGAGUUUAUUAUGCAGAACCUAGGAAACGCCACAAUUCAAAACGGCCUCUCGAGUUUGAAGCCAGAAGCGGAACUCCUGGUUGAGAUACUGCAACGAACUACCGCUCUGUUCGUCCCGCCUACUCCCCAGAGCCCCACAGGCGACAGGCCCAAUGCUCUGGACGAUCACAUAUAG